CCAUUCACAAUUGAAGCCGGACGGUUCGCUGAUCAAGGCAUCAUUUAGUUGGUAAUCAUUUAUUGGAGACUGACAGGGGACAUCUGAUUAGGAUUAGCUAGGCUGACUCUCGGAACAUUUCCCACCAAAUGGAUAAGAAAAUUCAACACGUUUUGUCCUCAAUUCUCAUCGUGUUGUUCGCAGUGAUACCGAGGUUUCACUGCUUCGAGAAGGAGUUGACCGUGCAUGUAGAUGCCGGCAAGGAAGUUUGUUUCUAUCAAGCUGCAAAAGCUGGGGACGUGAUUGACGUUGAAUAUCAAGUAAUUGAUGGCGGUCACGGUGAUUUAGAUAUUAAUUUCGAACUGGCUUCACCUGAUGGGCGAGUGCUGUCCCGAGAUCUUAAAAAAUCUGAUAACAUCGUUCGCCAUGAUGUGACUCGGGAUGGCGACCAUAAAAUCUGCUUCGACAAUCAGUUCAGUUCGUUCAGCAGAAAGACGGUUUUCUUCGAAAUAAUCAUUGAGAGCCAAAACGAGGAGGCGGACGACCAAGAGACCAAUUGGAGAAAGCAAUUAGGCGACCUAACGCCUGAAGAAUUCUAUGAUAUUCAAGUGAAAGACAUUCAAGAGUAUGUAGGUCGUAUUCGCAACUAUCUGACGAAAUCCCGUCAGAUGCAGGACUCGUUGCGAUCUUUUGAGGCUCGCGACCGGAAUAUUGCUGAGGAGAACUACUUCAAGGUGAAUGCUUGGUCAAUGUUUCAAAUUUGUGCCAUGAUUGCCGUUGGUGGCUUGCAAGUAUUUAUGGUGCGCAGCAUCUUUGAUACUGGAUCGAAAAUGUAUUCGGUGUGGAAGAAAUUGAAUCUCUGAUAUUUAUUCAUGCCAGCCACAGUGACGAGCAGGUGAUGAAUGUUUCCUUUACGCUUGAUAUUCAUUAGCCAAAGAUAUUCUUAUUGCCAAAAAACGGACGAAUCCGAAAAUAUGCCAGUUUUAGUGUUACGCAUCUCAUGCUCUCUUCAUAAAAUUAAUUGUUUUCUGUAAAGCACACCCCCAUCACUACUUUAUCUACACAAGCAAUAAUUUGUUUAUCUAUCAUUAAGGUUGUUUUAUUUGUGUAUGAAUCCAUGAAUAAAAAUUCGAUAUUAACGAUA
This is a messenger RNA of Hermetia illucens (black soldier fly), 1123 nucleotides long. RefSeq names its product transmembrane emp24 domain-containing protein 5 (gene opm). The transcript is spliced from 2 exons. The coding region runs from base 129 to 842 and encodes 237 amino acids. The record is from RefSeq and is a predicted model, not a curated record. Gene Ontology annotation, cellular component: endoplasmic reticulum; Golgi apparatus; COPII-coated ER to Golgi transport vesicle. Lineage: Eukaryota; Metazoa; Arthropoda; Insecta; Diptera; Stratiomyidae. Gene Ontology annotation, biological process: intracellular protein transport; Golgi organization; endoplasmic reticulum to Golgi vesicle-mediated transport.